ACCAUCCAUUUCUCCCUGACCUCAACUGGUCACACAUGUUCUCGCUGGAGUCCAGGCACAGUGCAGUUUAAUGUGCAUCAGCAAAUAUUGAUGGAGCUGUAGCUCACAGUGUGGAUAUCAGAAACAAGGCAAAGGAAGACCAAAGUUACAAGGCAGGAAAAUUUAAACAGGAGAAUCAUCUGACAGGGAUAAGAAUCAACCAGAGACGUACAACUUCUGCGCUGCCCACUUCAACAGCGUUUUCUGAGUUGCUGCUUUCCAACCCUCCUGAAUGAAUGAGUGGGUGGGCCAGGACAUCAAUGUGGUGGGACCACUGCAAAUCCCACCCAGCGAUGAAUUCUCAAUCUCAGAGGGCUCCCACUUGUUUGAUAUUCUGGCGGAUCAGGGCAGUCCUCUACUGCAGGAUCCCGACAUAUUACCCUUCAGCAGCUACCCCAGCAUGCAAUACCCAUCCAUGGAACCAACCAUGUCUUCCACACCAUACUACUCCAGUCAGAACUACUACCCUCAAUACAAUGGAGAUGAGUGGUACUCACACACAGGGAUAUAUGAACUGAGGAAAGGACCCCUUGAGGUCAAUUAUGAUGCAGAGAGGGAGGAUGUGUCCACUGUGGUCCCUGCUGUGUGCAAGAGGACCCGGCACAUCCCACAGGCUGGAAGGGUCAAAGGAGAGGAACUGUGUGUUGUGUGUGGAGACAAGGCCUCUGGAUACCACUAUAACGCUCUUACCUGUGAGGGAUGUAAAGGUUUCUUCAGACGGAGUAUAACAAAGAAUGCUGUAUACAAAUGCAAGAGCGGUGGAAACUGUGAGAUGGAUAUGUACAUGCGCAGGAAAUGCCAGGAGUGCCGACUAAGAAAGUGCAAGGAGAUGGGCAUGCUGGCAGAAUGUCUGCUGACAGAGAUCCAGUGUAAAUCUAAAAGGCUGCGCAAGAACACCAAGGCCUCCCCAGGACAGUCAACUGGAGAUGAGACAGAGGGGGCAGACCACACAGACAACAAACAGGUCACCUCAACUACCAAACUGUCAAAGGAAAAAGUUGAAAUUACAAAAGAGCAGCGUGCGCUCAUGAAAGUCAUUGUAGAGGCUUACAAUAGACAUCAAAUUCCUCAAGAUGUGGCCAAAAAACUGCUACAAGAACAGUACAGCGCAGAGGAAAACUUCCUCCUAUUGACAGAAAUGGCAACAAGUCAAGUCCAAGUCCUGGUGGAGUUUACAAAAAAUAUUCCAGGCUUUCUGUCUCUGGAUCAUGAAGAUCAAAUCGCUCUGCUGAAAGGUUCGGCUGUGGAAGCCAUGUUUCUGCGCUCUGCUCAGGUUUUCAGCAGAAAGAUGCCCACCGGACACUCAGAAGUUUUGGAAGAGAGAAUACGCAAGAGUGGUAUAUCAGAGGAAUUUAUCACACCAAUGUUCAACUUUUAUAAAAGCAUCGGUGAACUCCACAUGGCGCAGGAGGAACAGGCCCUCCUCACCGCCAUAACCAUUCUGACACCAGACAGGCCUUAUGUGAAGAAUCAGCAGGCUGUUGAGAGACUUCAGGAGCCCAUGCUGGAUAUGCUGAGGAAGCUUUGUGUCCUGCAGCAUCCACAGGAACAGCAAUACUUUGCUCGUCUCCUGGGCAGGCUGACAGAGCUGAGGACACUCAACCACUACCACGCAGAGAUGCUCACAUCCUGGAGGAUGAAUGACCACAAGUUUACCCCACUGCUCUGUGAGAUCUGGGAUGUACAGUGAUAAACCACGAGAAGCUGCAGUGGAAGGAUCAUGACAAAAUGUGGGGAUCUGGCACUGACUUUGAAAGAUUGGUCACUGGACACAUCAUACUACAUUCAAAUACCCUUUUUGGGAUCUAUGGAUCUCUGAAUGUCCAGCAUGAACAGGAUGAAUGAUUACAGAAAGAAAAACAUAUGUCAAUGUUCGUUUUAGUUACUUGAAUAUUGUUUUAGGACAGACUUGAAAAUUGUGAACCUGUCCUUUAAGCACAGCAAGGUUUCGAGCACAAAGAGGCAAUUGUUCAAAGUUUGGCAAACUUCUUUUGCAUGUAAAACAUAUUGAAAGACCAGAGGGAUCAGUUAGACAAGUAGAAACACUGGAACAUAUGUAAAGCAGAGAUGGUGCUCAUUAGUUUAGAUUACAUUGAAUUUAAUGAUGGGUUCAUUUAUUUUUUAUUUGUAAAACUACAGCUUCAUGUACUGGCUGUAAAUACGUACAAGUUGUAUAUUCUUUCUCAAUGAAUAACCAGAUUAAUAGGAAAAUGUUUACAUUUAUAAAUGUUUAAGCUUUUAAGCUACACAUACAGAUGUAACAUCUGCUACAUCUGGUUCCUUGUUUCUCGUAUCAUUUUUUUUCUUCCUCACACAUUAUCUUAAUAAAUUAAACAAAAAUAUGUCAGAAUUACUGAAAAA
This is a messenger RNA of Scomber japonicus (chub mackerel), 2400 nucleotides long. It is a transcript of the gene nr1h4, whose product is annotated as nuclear receptor subfamily 1, group H, member 4. The record is from RefSeq and is a predicted model, not a curated record. The coding region runs from base 272 to 1729 and encodes 485 amino acids. Gene Ontology annotation, molecular function: bile acid binding; nuclear receptor activity; RNA polymerase II cis-regulatory region sequence-specific DNA binding. Gene Ontology annotation, biological process: negative regulation of inflammatory response; negative regulation of transcription by RNA polymerase II; positive regulation of transcription by RNA polymerase II. The transcript is spliced from 11 exons. NCBI's taxonomy places the organism in Eukaryota, Metazoa, Chordata, Actinopteri, Scombriformes, Scombridae.